UCCACCCCUCUCUGACUCAUUUGCUUUCCGACCCAGGUAGGAGACGACGCGUUGAGACCCGGAGAGCGAUCCUUGUCCAGAGCAGAGAGAUGGCUUUGUAGACUUGCACCGAUCUCGAAGUGAACGAGCGUGUCUUGCACGCUGCUAGAAAACCAGCAUGAUGGAGUCUUUUGCCCCCACCACUAUCCCUGCCUGCAGGAGCCAAGCCACUCCUUGCCUGCUGCAUCCCAAUCCUGCACUGGACCUGAGUAAUCAUCCCUACAAUGUCCCUGCUGGCAGCACUGACGAUGGACCUGGACCUCACCAUGAUCCCAGCUAGCACGAUGACCUACAGGCCGGAGCUGCUCAAGCACCGGCCGUUCCAAGCCGGUCAUUGUGAGCUGCUAGCCGGACCUGUGGAUGAGGGUUUUGUCCUCAGUAUGGAGCGGCCACUAUUGGCAGGCGAUGGCUUCUCUGACUGGAUGACGGAGCGCACAGACCUGGCCACGCUCCUGAGUGUGUCAGGAGAGCCCUUGCCACUGUCACUGCCCUCCCCUCCUGCUCCAGACCUGGAGGCCAUGGCUUCACUGCUCAAGAAAGAGUUGGAGCAGAUGGAGGAUUAUUUUUUGGAGGAGUCGCUCUCACCAGAACAGGUAGCGCCCAGCACCCCACCCUCUGAUGGAAAUUUCCAUUUUCCUUUUGGUGACGCUUUGCAACCCCUGGACCACCACAGUACCCCUGCUCCCCUGCAGACCUUGGAUUCAAGCUGCUUAGAGUUGCUGGAGCUCUAUGGCAGAGAGACGCCUGCUGAGCUCCCCCUGCAAGCCAAUGAAGUCCAUGUCCCAGUACAACGGCCACCCAAGGGGGACCGGCGCCAGAAGAAGCGAGACCAGAACAAGACUGCAGCCCUGCGGUACCGUCAGCGUAAACGGGCUGAACACGAAGCACUGGGAGAUGAGUGCCAGGCCCUGGAGGCACGCAAUCGUGAGUUGCGAGAGAAAGCAGAAUCUAUUGAAAGAGAGAUCCAGUAUGUCAAGGACCUGCUCAUUGAAGUUUACAAGGCACGAAGUCAGCGCGUGCGCACCUCCCUCUAGAAGCAAGGAGUUGUCCUUCCGGUCUCAUUUACCUUCCCUCAUUCCUCAGAAGAAAAUCCUAAAGGAAAAGCUAAGAGAACAGUGGAUGCAGAUAAGAACGGAACAAGCAUGUAGGAUUAAUGUUUGAGAAAUGCUGAAAAUUCAUAGUUUGCAUAAUGCUUAGGAGGAUAGGACCCAAUAAAUGAAUUAGGUAAGAAGGAUUCAGCAUUGUAGGGCUUAUGGAUUCUGUGCAGGUCAGGGUAAAGAACAGAAUGGAUUCCAUUUGGAGGAUGCUGUUGACUAAUGAGAUAUGAAGGGCCCCAGAUUACCUCUUCUGGUAGUAAGAUUUCUUGAAUAGGCUUUGUCAGGGGUAGUACUACUCUCCCUUCCUUUUCUAUAUCUGCCUCUCCACAACAGGAAUAAAAAAAUAAUAUCAAGAGACUCCCUUUUUAUAUGUAGACUUCACAGUACUUCUUUCUUGAGCUAUCUUUUUUUUCAAAUUAUGCACCAAUAAACACUUGUUUUAAACAGUCA
Molecule: messenger RNA, 1586 nt
Organism: Pogona vitticeps (central bearded dragon)
Lineage: Eukaryota; Metazoa; Chordata; Lepidosauria; Squamata; Agamidae
Gene: ATF5
Product: activating transcription factor 5
Biological process (GO): regulation of transcription by RNA polymerase II
Cellular component (GO): nucleus
Molecular function (GO): RNA polymerase II transcription regulatory region sequence-specific DNA binding; DNA-binding transcription activator activity, RNA polymerase II-specific
Source: RefSeq, a predicted model, not a curated record